AUGCUGCCCCGCAUCAGCUGGUGCUGCCCCGCAUCAGCUGGUGCGCGCAUGACCUCAUCCCCACCUCAGCACAGCAGAACCGUCACGGUGUGCUUCAGGCGCACGCCUUGCAUUUGGCUCGCCCGAUCAGCCACGGCUCGGAUGACUGCGCUUCCAGGGCUGCUGCUGGUGGCUUUCCUUCUCAGCGCUGCCAUCGCAGUCAUCAGCAUCACUCCACUUGGCAGGGAUGCGCCGAUUGCAGCGGAUGUCAGUGCCGUCUCCCCCUACUGUCAGCACACCCUUGCUCCCAACGUGCCUCUUCAAUCCUUGUCUCGGGAUGCGAUACAUCUACUCGUGCCGUACUUCGCAAUCGCUAUUCUCGCCCUGCUGUGGGGGAUGGGCGUGACCCACACGCAAGUCAGAGCAUGGGUGCAUCAGCAGGGCUUGGCUGUGACGGCUGGGCUGAUGAAGCUGAAGAGUGCAAGCGAGUGCCUCCUGGAAGCAUGCCUCAUGCAGAGAGUGGCUGUCAUGUCAAGUAUGAGUGGAACACAUGAGUUGGGUGAGACAUUAGAGAUGAGAAUGAGGGAGCUUGGCGUGCAGCUGGAAGAGACAAGGAGGGAGAUACGAAUGAAGGUGGGGGAGGAGAGAGAGCUGGCAGAAGAAUUGGCAAGAGUGAAGCGGGAGUUGGCUGCAGUGAAUGGGGAAUUGGCUGAACACAAGGGUGCAGUGACGGAGCAGAAUGAUAAAACAAGAACGGAAUUGGCAAGGGAGAAGGAGGAGAGGAGGGGGGAUGUGCAGGAGUUAAAUGAGUUACGCGCUAUGGAGGAAUUAGCUGCCGUCAAUGAGUGGUGGCCGAUGAAACAAGAUCUGGAGUAUGAGGCGAAAAACAGUCAGAGUGAAGGAGAUCGAAAGAAUGUAUUGGAGGCAAUCAAGUUUGCAUCAUUCAAACUGGACCUGAGCGACUGCACCGGCCUGGGAGCAGUCAUCAGCAAGGGGAAAACGGCCAGAAGCAGGGCGGACGGGGAAGGGGAAGGGGAGUUGGAGGCCAUGCAGAGCAGGAGGAAGGGGAGAGGAGGCGAGGAAGCUUGGGAGAGGGCGAGCAAGAGAGUAGUGAGGGAGGCGAGCAUGGUUGGUGAAGCAGUGGCAGCAGCAGUGGUGGCGGCAGUGGCGGCUGCAGCAGUGGUGGGCGAGGUUGAGAUCAGGGCGAAUCCCUGUCUUACCUCCUCCCCUCUCUCCCCCUCGCACCCUGCUUCUGCCCUCACCAACAGCAACUGUCCCCAUGAGGAGCCCAACCUAUCGCUGCGAUAG
Closterium sp. Naga37s-1 is the source of this 1287-nucleotide messenger RNA. NCBI's taxonomy places the organism in Eukaryota, Viridiplantae, Streptophyta, Zygnematophyceae, Desmidiales, Closteriaceae. The record is from the annotation of a GenBank genome assembly.